This is a messenger RNA of Verruconis gallopava, 2440 nucleotides long. RefSeq lists its product as uncharacterized. NCBI's taxonomy places the organism in Eukaryota, Fungi, Ascomycota, Dothideomycetes, Venturiales, Sympoventuriaceae. The transcript has a single exon. The record is from RefSeq and is a predicted model, not a curated record. Bases 515 to 2440 code for a protein of 641 amino acids.
CUUCGGAUCUUAUCUUUAUCUUAUCAUAUCGGAGUUUCUCUUCGUAUCAAAACGAAAAUUUCUCGUUGUAAGAGGGAAAAAAUUGUUGGAAUCGAGAAAAGCUAAACGCGAAAAAAAAGCCUCCUCGAUUUUGCUCGUCUCUAUGUCCAUGCAAGGUCGUGUAGGUUAAGGAAAGCGAAUCAAGCUCAGAAGUUUGGGGGAAAGGAUAGCGCUCGAUCGCUGAAGAAAAGCUCUUUGCGCUGGUGAAAUGCAAUCUUUUGGUUUGCUAUACUUUGAUGAAAAGGAUACUACGACUUGUUCUUUGGCAGUAACAAAGUCUUCAGCCUUGGAAUGUCGUCAUUCCACGCUUACAGCGUACUUCGAGUCCAAGUGGACCUCUUGCGUUGGAAGAGUACUCAUCACGUCUUGGCUGCAGCCUAGUCUGAAAUGGGCUCAGCCUGAUUGAUGUGCGACGACAUUCAACUUCCCAACGACAGUUAGCAAGACAUUUCUUGAACUUGAAGGCAUUUAAGUCAUGGCUCCUUACCAGUAUGAACCUCUCGAUUCAAAAGCUUCGGAAAUCAGACUUUUGACGUUGCACCCUGGAUGCUUCUCCGAUCAGCUAUGCGUUUCGCUACACAAAACACAUAUAUCACGAACUUCGAUCCCCCAUUUUGAAGCACUUUCAUAUGUGUGGGGCUCUUUAGAGAAUUUGGCUGAUCUUCGGGUGGGGACCAUUGGUGACACCUAUGUUUCUAUCACCGUGAACCUUGCAAAGGCUCUGCCCUACCUACGAUAUGAGGACAAACCACGGGUCCUUUGGAUUGACGCAGUUUGUAUCGACCAGCAAAACUUGAAAGAACGGGGACAUCAAGUUCAACUGAUGAGAGACAUAUAUGGCUUGGCUAGUAGAGUUGUGGUUUGGCUCGGCCUUGAAGAUCAAGACAGUACUUAUGCUCUAGACUUGAUGGACGAGUUGAGUCGUAAAAUCGACGUUGAUUGGCUUAAUGCUACGAUGCGGCCGUCUCUGUCAGCUGUUGACGAACCCCAAUGGACAGAUCUAACACAGCUCCUGCCUUAUGAAGAGAAAGAGCUUUCUGCACUUUACUUCCUACUGCAUCGUCCCUGGUUCGAAAGGCUAUGGAUCAGACAGGAGAUCCGGCUAGCAAACCCAGAUGCUAUUGUUAUGUGUGGCUUCAAAACCAUCAGAUGGCAAUCUUUCCGCAAUGCACUUUUCUGCUUACGCCAAAAGGCGAAGAAACGCGAGCACCUUGGAGCCAAGGCCGUACCAUUCCACAACAGGAUCGAGAUGAUCUACCAGAUGAGCGACGAUGCCAGUGCUAUUCCCCUUGGUCGACUUCUGCGCCAAACGAAGCACUGUAAAUGUUCAGAUCCUAGGGACAGAAUUUACGCCAUGUUAAGCAUCCUUCAGAAGUCCGAGAGAGAUAUGAAGCUUGAGGUUGAUUAUUCCUUGACGACAGCUGAAGUCUAUCAGAAUUUGGUGCUUCGCUAUAUUGAGCAUUUCAAGAGCCUCAAAAUCUUGGCUUCUUGUGAAAUGCAAGAUGGGCCGCCUAGUAUGCCUUCAUGGGUUCCAGACUGGUCAGUUGCCAACGUAGCUGAUCCAUUGUGGUACGCCAACGCGGACGCCCAGUCUGAGGCAGUGGCAUCGUAUCUUGGAAAUGGUAUCUUACGUGUCUGUGGAACAGUUUCUGCUACCCUGAAAACAACAGAAGAAAUCUUAUUUCAGAAUUCGUCCAACAAGACUCUUGUUUCAGCGGUAGCUCAUUACGCGCCACCCGAUGUGUUAAACGGCUCGUAUGUCAAUAACGGUAGUUUGCUGGAUGCUUACUGUCGUACCCUCUGUUGUGGGUACUUUGGUGAGGAAUAUUUACAACCAUUGGCGCAUUUCCCAAACUUCGAGAAGUCCAAGGCAAUAUUAAAAAACCUGAUAAACGCAGCUGACCCCACGGCCGAAGACUUGUCUACUGGAACUGGCGGACACAGGUUGCUUGAUUGGUUCUGGACCUUUGGUCAAGGUAGGUCUUUCUUCACCGCGGUUGAAGGAUACAUCGGACUAGCCCCAAAGGAAGCCAAACCCGGCGACCAGGUUUGCAUCCUUCUCGGCUGCCCUAUGCCUCUGGUUUUACGUCCACUUAAGAAUAAACGUUAUCGCGUUGUCGGAGAAUGCUAUGCUUGCGGUUUAAUGGGGGCAGAGGCUUUCCUCGGUCCUCUACCAGAGCGGUUUGAGUCACUUCUGAAGUAUGAUUCCGUAUCGUCUGAGUAUGUACGGAUCUAUAGAAAUAUUGAAACUGAACAGAUAUUCGAGGUUGACCCUCGAGUCGAGGCUCAAUCUUUGAACAGACAGUCCCAAAGUCCGGACAACUCCUCAAGUGGAGUUCAGAUAACACCUGAAUUUCUUGCUCAGCGAGGAGUCAUUAUCAAGCAUUUUGAACUUGAAUGA